AUGUCGGCAGCCAUAGCUGAAAUUUCUCCGUCGCCCGGCCGCAGAACACCUGGGAGGAUGGGCGGUAAGCGGUCAGGGCGUGCCGCUGAUUCGGACCGUGUACGGACGCACUUGUUUUUUACGAAGCAAACAGAACGACAACAUCAAAAAAGAAAGCGCCGAGCUCAGAACAAACUGCAUCAAGUAACACAUAAGAAGGACGAGAUGAUACAAACAGCGAAUGAACUGGACCCAUCUCAAUGGACCGGAAAUCAGCGUGUUCUACAUUUUGGUCCUAUGGCUCAAAGGGAUCCCUACUUCUACUACUACCCAAAGGGAUGGGAUGUGCUCUACCCUGCUCAUUUCGGGUUCUUUCCCUACCGUACUACGAAAUUUCGAGGCUCAUCUUCCAUCGUGUGCAUAUGUGCCUUUGGAGUUUUCAUGAUUCUUGGAGGAGCUCUCAUGGUCUACAUGGGUUUCUUUGUAAUGCAUGACACGCCAUUUUGGACUUGGGCAGCGGAGCGGAGGAAACGUCCACCGCCAAUUCAAGUCGUAGGACCAGUGCUGUUUGUGUUUUUCAAAAUGUAUCUACAUCACACUAAGCGCCACGAUGAACCAGCCAGAGUUACUAAAAUAACAACCACCCAUCAGGUAGUUCCUCCAGUUUUCGAAAAGCAUCCGUAUCAACCGCUCCCUCCUCCAGCUUAUCCUGUGUUGGAGAACAAAUAUGCUCACUCGUCCAUUGUUCGUCCCCACGAUGAAAUGAAGUUAUAUCCACCAGUAAUCCCGGGCUGUUCAACACUAUCGCUCCACCGAAAGUCUCCAAGCAGUAUUUUUGUUGCAAGUCCAUACAAUACUUUACGAGCCACAAGCGUAGCAAAGUACCACCAUGGUAUUGAAAAAGGAUCCACCACUGGGGAUCGCAGAAGGACUGGCUCAACAAUAAGUCGCAAACCAUCUAUGGACAGUGGUACUCAUAAACGAUCGAAAAGUGCUGGUCCUCUCCACAGAAGUGAAGUGGUUUCCUCUGAGCUAAUACGAGCUGAGUUUGCUUUAUCUGUUGAGUUCGUAUCCGGUGAAGUGGUCACGUCGUGGUUCGUGGUUGUAGUUGUGUUGUUCCUGUGCACUGGUUGCUUAUGCUAUACUUUUAUGGGUAAUUCGCUCAACUGCUUCCGCCGUUCCCGAAAGCACAAGUUCGCCCCCAUCGAUGAUUACAAGUCGUCACCUAUCGUAGUGAAGUUUGCACCUAUUGUGUAUCCAGAGCACUUUGUUGAAGAUAUGGUGGAGGGGAGCGCACGAAACGAACGAACGGGCGAGAGUGCGACUCCCUACGAGGACGACUCCCCCGAAAACAAUGACGAUGUUCUGAAUGGUUCUGAAGAACCAACACCAGUGGCAGUGACGCAGACAGAGACGACGAGCCCCAGUCUGGAUCCGCAGACGAUGGAUCAGCAGUCUGCCUCAACUGGUAGCACGAUCCCAAUUGAUCACUUCCCUAUUCAGCGAAGGUUUAAUUACGUACCUGUGAAUACGGUGAAUUUUGCACUCCCGGAAGGCUAUUCGACUUCUCGAGAAGAUAUCAAAUUCCUCGGUUCUGGUGCUUAUGGGAACGUGAUCAAAACUACUGUCAAAUGUCGCGAUGGAGCUGUCCGAGAAGUCGCAGUGAAGAAGUUCAGGGAUCCAUUCUCAGACAAUGCUCAGGCGCGCAUGAUUUAUCGUGAGAUUAAGCUUUUGCAAAUCAUGCGACAUGAUGGUGUCAUUCGAGCUAUUGAUCUGUAUACACCCAAUAAUGUGGAGCACGAAUUCAAGGAAUUAUAUGUUGUCACAGGAUACGCUGGCGAUAGUAUUGUAAAAAUUCUACACGAUCAAAAAGUAACUGGAAGAGUCCAUAUCACUCCUGAACACGUUCCUUUCAUUAUUUAUCAACUUCUGAGGGUUUUGAAAUACAUACAUUCUGCAAAUAUAAUUCACAGGGACCUUAAGCCAGGUAAUCUGGCCUUGACAUGUGAUAGUGACCUUACCGUGUUGGAUUUCGGCAUGGCACGUUCCCUGGAACGAACUGAUACUUCACUCACGCAAUAUGUUAUGACUAGAUGGUAUCGUAGCCCUGAAGUAAUUUACUGGAAUAUUGACGGCUACAACGAGCAAGUUGAUGUCUGGUCAGUUGGCUGCAUAACGGCUGAAUUGAUGUUAGGGAAACCGCUAUUUCCUGGUGAAGAUACAAAUGCACAAUAUGAAAUGAUAACAGAGUUAUGCGGCAGUCCUGACGAUGAUCUAAUGAGAAAGAUAGAGGCUAAUAGUCCGGCUACGCGGCGUGUCGUCGAAUCGUAUCGACAUCAUGAGCGUCAAGAUUUCGCCAAGCGUUUUAUUGGAUGUCCUCGUUUGUUCGUGGAUUUUCUUGACAAAAUUUUGGUGCUGGAUCCUGAAAAGAGGCUUACCGUUGAACAGGCUUUGGCACAUCCUUAUUUUGCUGAUUAUGUGGAUGCUUCCGACGAACCCACCGCCACAUCCUCGUUCGACUUGAAUGAUAAUCCAAGUAGGACGCGAGAUGAGUGGAAAGGGAUUAUCUGGCAAGAAAUCCAGAAUUUUGUUGGUGACGAGUGUUCUCCGGAAAUUCCCUCGUAUACAGAGUACUGA
Ostertagia ostertagi is the source of this 2616-nucleotide messenger RNA. NCBI's taxonomy places the organism in Eukaryota, Metazoa, Nematoda, Chromadorea, Rhabditida, Trichostrongylidae. The record is from the annotation of a GenBank genome assembly.